AAACCAUUGAUGUCUCUCUGCAUCUCAAUGACAGAAACAUGGCAGCUUCCUUGUCUCGGUUGCAUCACAUCGCUCUCCAUGUCUCCAACGCGGAGAAGAUCUCCAUAGACCUCGUGUCUAAAUUCAAGUUUAGCCUGUUCGCCACCAGACUGACCGACAGCUCCAGACAGCUGGCUUUCAGGAAAGGAGCGUCUGUUUUCAUCGUGAACGAGAGACCAAACCUCAGCAGUGUGAGACCCAAUGGAGAGCUGCUCAUCACGGAUACACGUGUUCCACAUGUGGGGAAAUACAACCGGUACAAUCCUACUGAAUGUCUGUACGAUGUCAGCGCAAACUAUCCGGUGGAUACUGUGAGCAACGUGUGUUUUGAGGUGGAGGAUGUGCAAAGGUCAUUCAGAGCUCUUCGAGAUCUGGGCUGCAAUUUCCUGGUGCCUCCCACCACAGUGCAGGACGAGAGUGGAGCAGUCACCUACUCUGUGCUUAAAUCUGUAGUGGGCAAUGUGUGCCACACUCUAAUAGACAGGACAAAAUACAAGGGGAUUUUCUUGCCUGGGUUUGAUGUCAUUGAAAAGGACUUGCCAGAAGAGGACAUGUCUUCAUGUCCCAUCACACAUUUCGAUCACAUAACUUAUGUCUGUCACAGGAAAACAACCCACCAGGUCAUGAGGUGGUAUGAGGAGCUCUUUGGGUUUCACAGGUUUUUCAUUGAAAGCAAUGAAGAUGUGGACGAAGGUUUCGUCGUGAACCAGGAGGGCGUUGGGCUGCGUCUCACCGCCAUGGAGUACUGGAAAUGCAGUGAAAAAGGCAUCACUCUCCCCUCUGUGGACAAAAAACAGCCUGACUGCAAGUUUGUCAUCGCAGAAUCCCUGCCUCAGCAAGGCAGGAAUCAGGUCGACACCUUCUUGAAGGAGCACGGGGUCCCGGGGAUCCAGCACAUUGGGCUGUACACGAAAAACAUCGUUUCUACGGCACAGGCGAUGGCUGACGCUGGGGUCCAGUUUUUCUCACCUCCUCAAGCCUACUACACCGGGGUGGGAAAACAGCAGGAGAUAGAGGAAGCAGGACACAACCCCCAGAUGCUGGCGCAGCACGGCAUCCUCCUGGACACGGACCUGGACCGGGGUUCCUCGUCACCGACGGCAUCUAAUGAAAACAAAAGACACCUCCUCCAGGUGUUCACCAAGCCCAUCUUCGCAGAGGACACCUUCUUCCUAGAGCUGAUAGAGCGAAGAGGGGCGACGGGUUUCGGCGAGGGGAACAUCAAAGCGCUGUGGAGGUCGGUGCAGGCGCACAUGAAUCAGGCGGGGGCUUCUCAAGUUGAGGGACCCCAAAAAACUGCGCAGACUUCCGUGUAUUAAUCAAUGCAAAUAUUUUUACCUGAGGUUAUUUUAUUUGCUGUUUUCUGUAGUGCACUUAUGAAAUAAAAAUGCAGAAUGUUUAUAUAUUUACGGAAGAGUUUUCCACAAGUGCUCUCCAUUUCAAGUUUGAGAUUUAGUGGUAAAUCUCAAGUUUCACUGCUAACAAGAUCAACUUAUAAACUGUGUUAAUAUUUAUGUUUGAACAUGAUUUGAACAGAUUAAAGAUGUAAAAUACACUAUGUACAAAGUGGUACAAAAACAGCUGCUACAUGUUAUACUUGAAAUGUUGCAACACAAAUCACACUUUCUGUAGCAGUAAAAGGAUGUCUUUGUUUCCACUGUGUCAAAGAAAAGCGUUUUCCUCAAUAAAUCUGUUUCUCCUCAAAAUAA
Messenger RNA from Sebastes umbrosus (honeycomb rockfish), 1748 nucleotides. It is a transcript of the gene hpdl, whose product is annotated as 4-hydroxyphenylpyruvate dioxygenase-like. The coding region runs from base 39 to 1358 and encodes 439 amino acids. Gene Ontology annotation, molecular function: 4-hydroxyphenylpyruvate dioxygenase activity. The record is from RefSeq and is a predicted model, not a curated record. The transcript is spliced from 5 exons. Gene Ontology annotation, biological process: aromatic amino acid metabolic process. NCBI's taxonomy places the organism in Eukaryota, Metazoa, Chordata, Actinopteri, Perciformes, Sebastidae.